AUGUACGCCGCUCAGAAUAUAACGCCAACAGUUUUGGAUGCCAUGAAUGGAAAUGUUUCCGAAUGGUAUAACGAAUGCGACAAUGCCAUUAGAAGGUCAGAAAUAGUUCCUGGAACUUACGAAUAUACAACUGCUGUUUCUUAUGGAAACGUAGGUGAGUUUGGAGAAGGUUCUUCAACAACAGUAGAUAUUGCUUGCGACAGGUUUCAUAUAAUUUCUAUUGACAACUCUUUCUUAUACGUGGAACAAGACAUUGAAAUAAAACCUUCUGCCAAGUUGUCUGACAAGAAAGGUUGCAAUGGAAUUUUCUAUGUCGGAUACCAAUAUGCUCCAGAAGUUUUCAUGGGAUAUAAGAUAUAUUCUAACUCUGACUUAGUUCAAACAGUAACAUGGGCAAACUAUGAAUGGUUCGCUUUGAGAAACUCAGUACAACCACAAGCUAGAGAACAAACAGACCAGUAUGCAACUAUUGAGAAAAUAAGAAGACUUGACCCUAACGUUCCAGGAGUUUAUGUUAACCUUUCUGGACAAACUGCAGCAGCAGUAACCAAAGUAAAAUUGAAACUUAGAGUUCCUUUGUCAUCUUUCCUCAUCUUCAG
Molecule: messenger RNA, 599 nt
Organism: Trichomonas vaginalis G3
Lineage: Eukaryota; Parabasalia; Trichomonadida; Trichomonadidae
Exons: 1
Source: RefSeq, a predicted model, not a curated record